AUGAGAUGUCAGAGUGGGGGCCGGGCCGGCACCGGCCACAAGCUCAGGGUUGGGGCACUUUGGGUAGUGGAGAAGGGUGAAACUAAAAGUACAACAUACAGAAAAUACAUCCACCAAGACAUACAAACAAAUCUUAUCAAGCUGCAAAACCAACCCAUAAACGGCGACAAGCACGUACCUAGUCACACUGGGCCAGAGCGCAAAAUCCGCAUCAUCAAUCUCCGGGACUACAAGAUGAACGAGAUAAUCUUUCCACUCCAAAACCUUCUCGGCCAAGGGACUGAAGCUGGUUUUCAGCAUCACACUCUGAGUGCGAGAAUUUUCCUUGAGAUACUUCCUCCUCUCCUCCACAGGCAGACCGAAGAAAUCUCCACAUCAACUAAGAAUAAGAUGAACUACAGUUAUAGGACUAAAAUAUUCAUCAGCCUUAAUAUUACAUGA
Molecule: messenger RNA, 441 nt
Organism: Striga asiatica
Lineage: Eukaryota; Viridiplantae; Streptophyta; Magnoliopsida; Lamiales; Orobanchaceae
Source: the annotation of a GenBank genome assembly